AUGCCGACCAGUGGUUGUCCGUGGUGGUCGGCGACCACCACGGAGGAGACGAUCGAAGUGACCGACGUCAAGCCUAAGGAGACGACGGAAGUGAGAACGACUGAGAUUGUCGAGGAGACCGUGGAGGAGACCGAGGUGACGGAGGGCAAGAAGCCCAAGUCAAAGAAGAGUCGCAACCCGAAGCGCAAGCGGAAUGCGGGCUCGACCUAG
Molecule: messenger RNA, 210 nt
Organism: Phytophthora infestans T30-4
Lineage: Eukaryota; Oomycota; Peronosporomycetes; Peronosporales; Peronosporaceae
Exons: 1
Coding region: 1-210 (69 amino acids)
Source: RefSeq, a predicted model, not a curated record